AUGGCCCACCCUCAGGGCGGCUACGAUGACGGCUACGGCCAACAGCGACCUCCACCGCACGGCGGCGCUGAUCCAUACUACCAGGACGACCAGGCCUACUACGAUCAGCAAGGAUACGCUCAGGGCGGCCAGGGCCAGCAAGAUGGAUACUAUGAUGAUCAGGGCUACUACCAGGCCGGCCACGACAGCUAUCAAGAUGGAUACUACGACGCUGGCCAGCAAGGCUAUCAAGAUGAGUACUACGACAACCAGUACUACGACCAAGGCGCUCCACCUGCAGGCCAGUACCAGCAGCCGGGUCAGGGCGGUGUCCCGAGGAGGCGCGGCCACGACUCCGAAGAAGACUCGGAGACUUUCAGCGACUUCACAAUGAGGUCUGACAUGGCCCGCGCCGCCGAGAUGGACUACUACGGACGUGGCGACGAGCGAUACAACUCGUAUGGUGACGGCCAAGGUCGUGGAUACCGCCCUCCAUCAUCGCAAGUUUCGUAUGGAGGCAAUCGCUCAUCAGGCGCCUCAACACCCGUCUAUGGCAUGGACUACACAAGCGCGCUGCCAGCUGGCCAACGGUCUAGAGAGCCAUACCCAGCCUGGACCUCCGACGCUCAAAUUCCGCUGUCCAAGGAAGAGAUCGAAGACAUCUUCCUCGAUCUGACGGCAAAAUUCGGCUUUCAGCGUGACAGCAUGCGCAACAUGUUCGACCACUUGAUGACGCUUCUCGACUCCCGUGCAUCGCGCAUGUCUCCCAACCAGGCACUUCUUUCACUUCACGCCGACUACAUCGGUGGCGAGAACGCCAACUACCGAAAAUGGUACUUCGCCGCUCACCUCGACCUCGACGACGCUGUCGGAUUCGCCAACAUGAAGUUGGGCAAGGCCAACCGCGCGACUCGCAAGGCUCGCAAAGCCGCCAAGAAGAAGAACAAGGACAAUGAGCCUCAGAACGAGGAGGCAACUCUCGAGAGCCUUGAAGGUGACAACAGCUUGGAGGCCGCAGAAUACCGCUGGAAGACGCGCAUGAACCGCAUGUCUCAGCAUGACCGCGUCCGCCAAAUCGCGUUGUACUUGCUCUGCUGGGGAGAGGCCAACCAGGUCCGGUACAUGCCAGAAGUUCUGUGCUUUUUGUACAAGUGUGCAGAGGACUACUAUCAGUCUCCCGCCUGCCAGAACCGCGUCGAGCCUGUUGACGAGUUCACCUACCUCAUCAACUGCAUCAAUCCCUUGUACGACUUUUGCAGAGACCAAGGAUACGAGAUUUACGAAGGCAAAUACGUGCGCAAAGAGCUGGAUCAUCAAAAGGUCAUCGGAUACGACGACAUGAACCAGCUCUUCUGGUAUCCCGAGGGCAUCGAGCGGCUCUCCUUUGAGGAUAAGACCCGUCUGGUUGAUCUGCCGCCCGCUGAGCGAUACGAGCGCCUGAAGGACGUGCUUUGGAAGAAGGCCUUCUUCAAGACCUACAAGGAGACUAGAUCGUGGUUCCACAUGUUGACCAACUUCAACCGCAUCUGGAUCAUCCACGUGUGUGUCUUCUGGUUCUACACCGCUUUCAACUCGCCUACGCUCUACACCAAGGACUACCAACAACAGCUUAACAAUAAGCCCAAUGCACCUGCACAAUGGUCUGCCGUCGCGCUUGGUGGUACCAUUGGCUGCAUCAUCCAAAUUCUCGCUACCCUCGCCGAGUGGUUGUACGUCCCACGACGAUGGGCUGGCGCUCAGCACUUGACCAAACGUCUAUUCGCUCUUCUCGGCAUGCUCGCGAUCAAUGUCGCACCAUCAGCCUACAUCUUCGGUUUCCAGCAAACGGGCAAGAUCGCUCUCAUUCUGGGUGUGGUCCAGUUUCUGAUCGCUCUGGCUACCGUGUUCUUCUUCGCUAUCAUGCCUCUGGGCGGUCUCUUCGGCAGCUAUCUGAAUGGAAAGCGACGACAGUACGUGGCCAGUCAGACUUUCACCGCGAGCUGGCCUCGUCUGCAGGGCAACGACAUGUGGAUGUCUUACGGCCUUUGGACUUUGGUCUUCGCUGCCAAGCUGGCAGAGUCUUACUUCUUCUUGACUCUGUCCAUUCGUGACCCAAUUCGGAUUCUCUCCACCAUGGAAAUCCAGAACUGCGUUGGAAUCCUGUACCUCGGAGACAUCCUCUGCAAGCAGCAGCCGACUGUCCUGCUUAUUCUGAUGUACUUCACCGAUCUGAUUCUUUUCUUCCUGGAUACUUACCUCUGGUACGUCAUCUUGAACUGCGUCUUCUCCGUCGCCCGAUCUUUCUACCUUGGUGUGUCUAUCUGGACACCGUGGAGAAAUAUAUUCUCUCGCCUCCCAAAGCGAGUGUACUCGAAGAUCUUGGCCACGACCGACAUGGAGAUCAAGUACAAGCCAAAGGUGCUCAUCUCUCAGAUCUGGAACGCCAUUGUCAUCUCCAUGUACCGCGAGCACUUGCUCGCUAUCGACCAUGUCCAGAAGCUCCUCUACCACCAGGUUCCGUCCGAGCAGGAGGGGAAGCGCACUCUCCGCGCGCCAACGUUCUUCGUGUCUCAAGAAGAUCACUCCUUUAAGACGGAGUUCUUCCCAGCCAUGUCCGAGGCCGAGCGUCGUAUUUCCUUCUUCGCUCAGUCGCUAUCGACGCCAAUCCCCGAGCCUCUGCCCGUUGACAACAUGCCGACGUUCACUGUCAUGAUUCCUCACUACAGCGAGAAGAUCCUCCUGUCUCUUCGCGAGAUUAUCCGCGAGGACGAGCCAUACUCCCGUGUCACUAUGUUGGAGUAUCUCAAACAGCUUCACCCUCAUGAAUGGGACUGCUUCGUUAAGGACACCAAGAUUCUGGCUGACGAGACCUCGCAAUUCAAUGGAGAGUACGAGAAGAACGAGAAGGAUACCGCCAAGAGCAAGAUUGACGAUCUGCCAUUCUACUGCAUCGGUUUCAAGUCCGCCGCUCCCGAAUACACCCUCCGCACUCGCAUCUGGGCUUCCCUCCGCUCGCAGACACUUUACCGCACGAUCUCCGGUUUCAUGAACUACAGCCGUGCCAUCAAGCUGCUGUACCGGGUUGAAAACCCUGAAGUCGUUCAGAUGUUCGGUGGCAACUCGGACAAGCUCGAGCGCGAGCUCGAACGCAUGGCCCGCCGCAAGUUCAAGAUCGUGGUCUCCAUGCAGCGUUACUCCAAAUUUAGCAAAGAGGAGCGUGAAAACGCCGAGUUCCUUCUCCGUGCCUACCCUGACCUUCAGAUCGCCUACCUGGAUGAGGAACCGCCAGCCAACGAAGGCGAGGACCCCAGACUCUUCUCUGCACUCAUCGAUGGCCACUCCGAGCUCAUGGAGAAUGGCAUGCGUCGUCCCAAGUUCCGCAUCAUGCUGUCUGGCAACCCCAUUCUCGGUGACGGCAAGUCUGACAACCAGAACCACUGCCUGAUCUUCUAUCGCGGAGAGUACAUCCAGCUUAUCGAUGCCAACCAGGACAACUACCUCGAGGAGUGCUUGAAGAUUCGCUCCGUGCUCGCAGAGUUCGAGGAAAUGACUACCGACAAUGUCUCGCCAUACACUCCAGGUCUGCCACCUACCAAGUUCAACCCCGUCGCCAUCCUCGGUGCGCGUGAAUACAUUUUCUCCGAGAACAUCGGCAUCCUUGGUGACGUCGCUGCUGGAAAGGAACAGACAUUCGGUACACUCUUCUCUCGUACUCUGGCACAGAUUGGUGGCAAGCUCCACUAUGGUCACCCGGAUUUCCUCAAUGGCAUCUUUAUGACCACGCGUGGCGGUGUCUCCAAGGCGCAGAAGGGACUUCACUUGAACGAGGAUAUCUACGCUGGUAUGAACGCCAUCCUCCGUGGUGGUCGCAUCAAGCACUGCGAAUACUACCAGUGUGGUAAGGGACGUGAUUUGGGUUUCGGCUCUAUUCUCAACUUCACCACCAAGAUUGGAACUGGCAUGGGAGAACAGAUGUUAUCCCGCGAGUACUACUACCUCGGAACACAACUCCCGCUGGAUCGCUUCCUGUCCUUCUACUACGCUCACCCUGGCUUCCAUAUCAACAACUUGUUCGUCAUGCUGUCAGUGCAGAUGUUCAUGUGGUGCUUGCUCAACCUGGGAGCCCUCCGCCACGAGACCAUCAGCUGCCGAUACAACCGCGAUGUCCCCGAGACCGAUCCUCUUUACCCGACUGGAUGUGCCAACACCGUUCCGAUCCUCGACUGGGUGCAGCGUUGCAUCGUUUCGAUCUUCAUCGUGUUCUUCAUCUCCUUUGUGCCACUCACGGUGCAGGAGUUGACCGAGCGUGGAUUCUGGAGAGCCCUGACCCGCCUGGCGAAGCAUUUCUCCUCGCUAUCCCCGCUGUUCGAGGUGUUCGUCACGCAAAUCUACGCCUACUCUCUCCAGCAGGAUCUGUCUUUCGGUGGUGCUCGCUACAUCGGCACCGGGCGUGGUUUCGCCACCGCUCGUAUGCCGUUCGGUGUUCUUUACUCCCGCUUCGCUGGACCAUCAAUCUACAUGGGUGCUCGUCUCCUAAUGAUGCUGCUCUUCGGAACGUUGACAGUCUGGGGAUACUGGCUGCUUUGGUUCUGGGUGUCUCUCCUCGCCCUGUGCAUUUCGCCCUUUGUCUUCAACCCCCAUCAAUUCGCCUGGGCCGAUUUCUUCAUCGACUACCGCGAGUUCUUGCGCUGGUUGUCACGCGGAAACACCAAGGCUCACUCGGCAUCCUGGAUCGGCUUCGUGCGUCUGUCGCGCACUCGCCUCACUGGAUUCAAGCGCAAGGCUCUCGGAGAGCCUUCUGCCAAGCUCUCUGGUGACACCCCUCGCGGCAAGUUCACCAACAUCUUUUUUAGUGAAAUCCUUGGCCCGCUUGUCCUGGUCGCAGCCACCCUGAUCCCUUACCUCUUCAUGAACUCCGGUGUCGGUGUUAUCGCUGAGAACAACGACGGCGUUGAUAUUAAGCCCAGAAACGCCCUCAUUCGCGUCGGUCUGGUCGCCUUCGGCCCGAUCGCCGUCUACGCCGGAGUUGCUAUCAUGUUCUUCGGAAUGGCUUGCUGCAUGGGACCACUGCUUAGUAUGUGCUGCAAGAAGUUUGGUGCCGUCCUCGCUGGAAUUGCCCACGGUGUUGCCGUUGUUAUGCUGUUGGCUUUCUGGGAGGUCAUGUUCUUCCUCCAGAGCUGGAACUUCUCCCGGGCUCUAUUGGGCAUGAUCGCCGUCGUGGCCAUUCAGCGCUUCAUCUUCAAGCUCAUCAUCGCUCUCGCCCUCACCCGAGAGUUCCGCGCCGACACUUCGAACAUAGCAUGGUGGACCGGCAAGUGGUACGCUCUGGGCUGGCACACAAUGUCCCAGCCAGGCCGUGAGUUCCUCUGCAAGAUCACCGAGAUGGGAUUCUUUGCCGCAGACUUCUGCCUUGGUCACAUGCUGCUCUUCUUCAUGUUGCCCGCGAUCUUGAUCCCAUACAUCGACAAGUUCCACUCAGUCAUGCUCUUCUGGUUGAGGCCUAGCCGUCAAAUUCGCCCACCGAUCUACUCGCUCAAGCAAUCGAAGCUUCGCAAACGCCGCGUGGUGCGCUACGCCAUCCUCUACUUCACCAUGUUCGUCCUCUUCAUCGCCCUCAUCGUUGGCCCUGUGAUCGUGUUGAAGAUCACGAAGAAGGUGCCCGACUUUGGCACUCUCCCGCUGCAGCUUCUGCAACCCACCGACUGGAAGAACAAUGACACCACGAACAAGGCUUGGACACCCGAAGCGGGGAGUUGUUACUUGUGA
Zymoseptoria tritici IPO323 is the source of this 5724-nucleotide messenger RNA. It is a transcript of the gene BGS1, whose product is annotated as 1,3-beta-glucan synthase. Gene Ontology annotation, biological process: (1->3)-beta-D-glucan biosynthetic process; fungal-type cell wall polysaccharide biosynthetic process. Bases 1 to 5724 code for a protein of 1907 amino acids. The record is from RefSeq and is a predicted model, not a curated record. NCBI's taxonomy places the organism in Eukaryota, Fungi, Ascomycota, Dothideomycetes, Mycosphaerellales, Mycosphaerellaceae. The transcript is spliced from 3 exons. Gene Ontology annotation, molecular function: 1,3-beta-D-glucan synthase activity. Gene Ontology annotation, cellular component: plasma membrane; 1,3-beta-D-glucan synthase complex.